AGAGAAGGCUUGGGCGCAGUGCUCCCACCACCACUAUAUAGUGUACUGUGUCCUACAACACACUACAUCUUUCUUUGUUAUAAACAACAAUGACAUAGUUUGCAGUGACUGUUGUAGCAGUGGCCAUAAAGGCGUGUACAAGCGUGUUUUACCUUCCUUAACCACGCCACCUCAGGAUUUUUGCAAGGCGCGGAAGAUUUAAAUGUCUGUGGAUAGACUUUGGGUCAUCUCACAAGACAGUCAAGACGUCAAGUGCAACAGGUGCGUGGGUGUCCAGGCCGUCUAUACCCUGACGCCCGUAACCAUGCCAUCACUGCCCUCAUCUUGAACCAUGGCCACCACGCCCACCUUUGUAACCAUGGGUCACCUGGGUCUGGCUUGUGGCGGUGAAGGUGUAGAUCAUAUGUUGGAGGAACACCCUACCUACCUGGAGGGCUUCUGCAGGCUCCAUCACGAGCUUCUUUCUGGUGAUGGGCCUCUGCCACACACCCUCCGUCGAUAUAUCGCUAUUAUGGCGGCUUGUCGCCACGACUGCAGCUUCCUGGUGGAGGAGCAGAAAACUGCCUUUUUAGAAGUUGGUGGUUCCGAGGAGUGGCUGCAGGGUCUUCAUUAUGCACCCAAGAAACUGCAAGACCUUCAUCACACUAACCUCAUACUGGCCCACCAGCCCUGGCUUUAUAACAAGCAUCACGUACUGAAACUGGUAAAGAGUGGUUGGUCAGUUAGUGAAAUAACACAUGCCAUAUGCAUAAUGGCUCAGUUCCAUGCACUCUCCUCAUUUAUUCAUGGAUGUGGUGUUGAGGCUACUUGCAGUGACCUACAGGUGCAUUCGUCUCCCUUUGUACAGGCUUGCUCAUCAGGAUCACCAAGUAGUCGAGAACUAAGUGAAGGAGGAGUUGAUAUACUCCUUGAACGUAUGAGAACCCUCUCACUUGCUCAGUCUGACUACAAUUGCAUUUCUGAGGAAUUAACAAGAGAAAGUUUUGAGAAACUUAAGAAGCAAACUGCAAACAUUUCAACUCCUGAAGUUGAAUGUACAAAUGCUACUCACUCACGGUACAGCCACUUGUCACCAGAUCCAGACUUCAUGUAUGUAGAUUUUCACAAGAGAGGAGAGAAGACAUCAGUCCCCACAGUGAAAUCACAAGAUUGUUCAUGGGAGGAACAUGGUUUCUCACUUGUCAGCGAAUUGUACAAUGAAGUUGGUGAUCUGCUUGACGACAAGUUCAAAACUGCCUAUAACAUGACAUACUACACUUGUGGCCACAAGACACAUGUGGAUACAUUUCUCUUCCGGCAGGGUGUGUGGAAUUAUCUUCACUGUCUAUACGGAAUAAGACAUGAUGACUAUGACUAUAGCCAAAUCAACCAGUUGCUGGAGAGAAAUCUCAAAAUGUUUCUGAAGACAGUGUCGUGUUAUCCAGAGCAACUAACGUGUGCUGAUCCUGCUGCUAGUAUUAUGAAGGGCUUCCUGCAGAGUGAAAAGAUUCACGUUAUGAUUCUUGUGUUGGAGGCACGACUUCAGGCAGAGUUACUUCAUGGUCUUCGAGCUCUUGGUCAAUACUUAAUGUGAGCAUACAGUGUGAGAACUCAGUGUUCGUAUGCUGACAGCUGUUCCUGUAUAUUAUAAUAAAUGAUUAACUUGUGAUUCACAGAGACAGAUUUUCAUUUGCUUGAAAAUUAGAAGUAUGAUGAAAGUGGAGGCUGCAAAAUUGUGAUGUAAUAAAGACAGGAAUGCAGUACCAGAAAAUUAUAAAAACAAAUGAAAGUAGCAAAUGUGGUACAGUAUCUUUAUUUCAAGUGCAAAUUGCUGCUCGUUAUUUUUGUAAUUAAAAAUGCAACACUAAACCCAUAUAGGUUACACAGCAUGCUUCUUAUUUUGCUGUUUUGUAACCUGUGCAGGCAUAGUCCAUAGUUGGUAGCUGCAUCCAUAUUGGCACUUAUCUGAAGAAAAACUGCAGGAAUAAUGCAAACAUAAGGCAGACUGUUAUGUGAUAAUUAAAAUUUAAAAUAUGAAAUAUUAAAGUUGAACCUAUAAACGUGUCAAAUGAAACACUUUAUAACUUAAAAGCUUAAGCUUAUAUAUUUUUUUAAUUUAAACUAUAAAUUUUGUAAUAAAUUUUUUACAUUAAAAUUAAGUUAAACCUCAUGAAAAGCAAGUGGACCUUCAAAAAACAAAUAUCUUGCGUAACUGGCAAUGUAGGAAGUGUGGUUAAUAACGAAGAAACUCCAGUGUGUGGUUAAUGUUUGUUGGCAAGUGGUUGGGUUCUUCUAUAUUCCUUCAUACAAGAAGAAUAUAUCCUAAGGAUUUUCAUUUGGUUGCCUCUGCACAUUGGCUAUGUGUACAGUAUACAUCUAUAUCAUUGGGUAAUCUGGACUGGCAUAUAUCAGACAGGAAGAGUGUCUCACUGUGACCUGCAAGAAUAUGGAACAGUACAUUGCAUUUCCUCAUCUUCACUACUGUGCUUGCACUUGUGUAUUACAGUGUUUUAAGACUUGCUUUAAAAAUCUGUUAAUAUGAAGCUGUAUCAAACAUUCAUAUAUAUAUAUACAUGUAUAUAUAUUGAUUACUUAGUUGAGAGGUACAUACUUGAUUACAGAGCUCAGAAAGCUUGUGCAAACCAUAAUUUUCCUUUAAUACUUUUUAGUAUAUGUCUCUGCAUCAAGUUAUCAAUCUUAAAAAAAAAAUGUCAGUUACUUCUUCCCUUUAGUAGAUAAUUGUUUUUUGUACAGAAUAUCACUUGAAAACCUUUAUGAUGAGAAAGAAUUUAUAUUGUGUCUUAGGUGUCUUAAUUUCUUUUUUAUCUUAGGAGAGCUUUAAAACUGACCUGUUUCUGUAUUAUACUGCGAAAUAUAACAUAAUUGUUAUCACAAUUUCAACUGAUGAUCAAAGAUAAUCUAAGAUCAUUUCACAAUUUGUAAAUAGGUUAUUAUAAAUUUCAGAUCUGACAAUAAGGUUAAAGAGAGUAAUAAUGGUCAUGGCUGGAUUGAAACCUUCAGGGAAGAUAGCAGAUCUUUGUCACCAUGGUUUUAUAGAUUAAAAACUUAUUUGAAAAUAAUAUUUAGGUGGUAUAUUAUUUCGUUAGAAAAAUAAGCCAAUUUGUAGGAUCCUAGAUGAUGUAGAUACUGACUUGUUUCUUACACUUACUUAACUUGUUUAGGGAGGAGAUAGAUGGCAGAGUUUACCUGCCUGGAGGCAGACUGGAAAGGAAGGAUUUACCUAUGAUUAAUCUUUAAUUUGAAAAGUAGCAAAUAUCAAAAGGGUAAAGGAUAGGGACUACUUGGUGACUGGCAUCACCUGUUUUGUUGAUUUUCAAUAUAUAUCAUGAGGGUUUAAUGCAUGUUGAAAAAUUUGGAAGCAAUAAAUAUAAAGUCAUGAUAUUUCCUGAGAUAAACAAAAUGUUAAUUACUGUACAUCCUCCUCUUGGCUUCUGUUAUAUUUUAUCUGCAUGCAGUUUACAAUAUAUCUCUUGAAACACCAAGGGUGGAGUUUGUGGACAGUGGUGGUGCCAAGAGAGGGGGGCUUCAGCCCCCAGAAAUCUCCUCAGCCCCCCAAAUAAAAUAACACUGCUUCAAAAUAAGUCUCCUAGCCACUCCUUCCAACAAGACAGCCACCCCUAAGCCUCUCCAGUCUAGAAAUUCUGGCACUGCCUCUGUUUGUGGAUUAUUUAGACAUGGGAAGAGAAUGGGUAAUGACAGGUGGAUAAAGGGCAUGUUCAAGAACAUGUGAAAGAUAAAGGAAUAAAGAACAGCAGAAAAUGAGUGAAACUGUGUGGUAUCAGCAUGGUGAGCAUAAACAUCUGAAUGCCUAGAGAAAAGUUGGACAUCCUGGUAUUUUAUUGGAUAUAGUUUAAUUGAUUCAUUUUAUGAAGUCAAUAAGUUAGUAACUUGUCUUUUAUUCACUGUUGAAAGUUGAUAAACAAGAGUUCUUUGGAAGACUUGCAACAAAUGUUAAGCUAACAUUCUAAUUGGUAAACUGCAUAUAUACAUUAAUUUGUAUUAUAUGUACAGCAGAACCCCCAUAUCCACAGAUUUGGUUUCUGCUGUUUCAGCUAUCCAUUGUUUACCGUGGCCCAAAAAUAACCCUAAAUUUUGCUUAAUAAUGACACAAAAGCACAAAAGUAGUGAUGGUGCCAGUUCUUCAGAGCCUGAGAGAAGCCAGGAAGUGCUUCCCAUCAAUGAAAAGUGAUAAUUCUUAACUUACUGUGUAUAAUUUAUCAGUUAAACUUUAUCAUGGGUAUGUAUGUAAAUGAUAAACAACAUAUAUACAUAGGGUUGGCAACUACCCAUGGUAGUCUUGGAAUGUAUCACCCGUGGUUAUGGGGGACUCAUGUACAUUAUUGUACGUUGUUACCUACUUUCGUCUCUUGACUGAUACUAUUAUUUAAUACACAAUGUGUUGUCUUCCAUACUCUUAGGUAGCUUUUGUUGAUAUUUCUGUUUUCUUGUUAUUCAUCUUAUUAACUGCUCUUCCCUGAAAGUCAUCAAUUGAAGCUGAGGUAAAUACUAUUUUUCCAGUCAGUUACAAUACUAAUUAAUACCAUUUGUGUAUUAUUAUUAUUGUAUUCAUAAGAAGAGUACUGACAUUUGUGUAUUAUGUUUUUGUGUAUUUAUAGCUUAAGAUCAAACCUCCACUUCAAGAUCCAAGUACCAUUGAUAUUGUUAUUAACUUAAUACUAUAUUGCUCAAAUAACAGAAAAUGUAGUGUCAGUAGUCGUCAGUUUGGUUUGUGUAAGUUGUCUUCCUAGUGAGCUGUAGCAUCUUGUCUUAUACAGGUACAAUAUUUAUAAUGCAUGAUGGAGUUCAACAUUUUAUAUAUAUAUUUAUAUAUAUAUAUAUAUAUAUAUAUAUAUAUAUAUAUAUAUAUAUAUAUAUAUAUAUAUAUAUAUAUAUAU
Molecule: messenger RNA, 4895 nt
Organism: Cherax quadricarinatus
Lineage: Eukaryota; Metazoa; Arthropoda; Malacostraca; Decapoda; Parastacidae
Product: sestrin-2
Biological process (GO): negative regulation of TORC1 signaling; regulation of response to reactive oxygen species; cellular response to L-leucine
Cellular component (GO): nucleus
Molecular function (GO): L-leucine binding; oxidoreductase activity, acting on peroxide as acceptor
Source: RefSeq, a predicted model, not a curated record